Thlaspi arvense is the source of this 1323-nucleotide messenger RNA. NCBI's taxonomy places the organism in Eukaryota, Viridiplantae, Streptophyta, Magnoliopsida, Brassicales, Brassicaceae. The record is from the annotation of a GenBank genome assembly.
AUGGGGAUUUGCUUUAGCGCUGAAGAGCAGUACCAAUUUUCUCAACACCAAGAGAAGAAGUCUACAGGGAAAUCAUCAGGGAAGAAUUCGUCUGUGUAUCUAAUGAAUUCUGAUUGUCAAGAUUCAAUUGGUAAAUCAAGUGCAAGUGGUUUGCCCUUGGCUCCUAAGAACAUCAAAGAUCUUCAGUCUAAUCCUGGAUACGAGAAUGUCGAUAUCUUCACCUACGAGGAGAUGAAGAUGGCGACUAAGCAGUUCAGGCCAGAUUACAUUCUCGGCGAAGGAGGUUUCGGAGUUGUCUAUAAAGGAGUUAUUGAUGAGAAUGUGAGGCCUGGUUACAAGUCUACGAAAGUUGCCAUUAAAGAACUUAAUCCUGAAGGGUUUCAAGGAGAUAGAGAGUGGCUGGCUGAAGUUAACUAUUUAGGACAGCUUAGCCACCAGAAUCUGGUGAAGCUUAUUGGCUAUUGCUGUGAAGAUGAUCACAGAUUAUUAGUCUAUGAGUAUAUGGCAAUGGGGAGCCUGGAGAAACAUCUCUUUCGAAGAGUUGGAUGCACUUUGACAUGGUCUAAAAGAAUGAAGAUUGCACUAGACGCAGCCAAGGGUCUCGCGUUUCUUCAUGGUGCCGAACGCUCCAUCAUAUAUCGGGAUCUGAAGACAGCAAAUAUAUUGCUGGACGAGUGUUACAAUGCUAAACUCUCAGACUUUGGACUAGCAAAAGAUGGUCCCAGAGGAGACCAAACACAUGUUUCAACACGUGUUAUGGGCACUUACGGAUACGCUGCUCCCGAAUAUGUAAUGACAGGACAUUUGACAUCAAGAAGUGAUGUUUAUGGAUUCGGAGUACUUCUCCUUGAGAUGCUCCUCGGGAAGAGGGCGAUGGAUAAAAGCCGACCUUGCCGUGAGCAUAACUUGGUCGAGUGGGCACGACCGCUACUGAACCACAACAAAAAGCUUUUGAGGAUCAUAGACCCUCGUAUGGAUGGACAAUACGGCACAAAGGCGUUGAUGAAAGUAGCCGGUUUAGCAUACCAAUGCCUAAGCCAAAACCCGAAAGGAAGACCACUCAUGAACCAUGUGGUAGAAGUCCUCGAGACUCUUAAGGAAGACGGCGAUGCGGAGGACGAAAACAUGAGUAAUCUCCAUAGCAGAGGAAAGUCCGUGACCUUGUAUGAAGCUUCUAGUGAUUCACAAGGCACAAGAAACGGUGAUGUGCAGAGGAGGAGGAGACCGGAAAGUGGUAGAAGCAAGAGCGAAGCCUCGGUUGAUACUGACCAAUAUGUUUCUGCUCUGGUUUCGGAAUCUGAUCCGGAUCGUACUAAGAUUUGA